Diplodia corticola is the source of this 1479-nucleotide messenger RNA. RefSeq names its product helicase mov-10-like. NCBI's taxonomy places the organism in Eukaryota, Fungi, Ascomycota, Dothideomycetes, Botryosphaeriales, Botryosphaeriaceae. Gene Ontology annotation, biological process: regulatory ncRNA-mediated post-transcriptional gene silencing. Bases 1 to 1479 code for a protein of 492 amino acids. The transcript has 2 exons. The record is from RefSeq and is a predicted model, not a curated record. Gene Ontology annotation, molecular function: helicase activity. Gene Ontology annotation, cellular component: P granule; cytosol.
AUGGACUCGGGACACCCGCCUCCUAACGACAAUGGCUUGCCGAGCCUCGCAAUUGGCUCUCCUGGUACUUAUAAGAAACGACGAGUCUUCGACUAUUCUAGGUCCAGCAUGCCGGGUCCUCGGAUCAACCGAGCCGUGGUGAUUCGCUCUAUGUCACUGGAUGCCCAGUCAGGUGCAAGUCCAUACUUUGCUUCUUUCCGCCGUAUCCUUGCAAACGAACUCGAGGUCCUUGGUCAUGAAAUCACUACACACUAUUAUCAUCUGUACGUACAGCAGAUCGACUUUCGCCAGCACCCCAGGAACAGCACCCUUUGGUGCGAUAUACCCCUACCAAAUCUUGGCGAAUACAAACCUCCGAUCGAGCUUGGCGACUCUGUGUUACUACGUGAGAGCCUCAACUCCUCGAAAUCGCUACUCGAGGCUCGUGUGGAUCAAAUCGACCAGUCCAAGAAAGAAGUGAUGCUUCGCGUCUUUAAUGAUGAAAAGAUUGAAUUUUCGGGGCAUGAGCGAUACCAAGUGCACUUCUCCGUGCCUUCUGAUCGGUUCGAGGCUCAAACAUAUGCACUUGCCUUGAUUCAAAAAGAAAUCGAUGAUUCUCAACCAUCGAACCAUUGGGUUAGCUGCAUGCUGCAUCCGGCAGGACUCCCGUCGACAGGGCUUAUUACGGAUCCGGUUGAGCCUAAAUACUUCGACAAUGACCUGAAGCCUGAGCAGCAGGAAGCUGUGGCUCGGGUCCUGCAGAAGGACUGCAGUGAGGCGCCUGUGCUGAUUAAUGGCCGGCCUGGAUCAGGCAAGACCCAGACCAUCCUCGAAUGCGUACUGCAAUUCAUUUCGAACAGCAAAAAACAUACCCCGCAUAUCCUACUCUGCAUGGCAUCUAAUCAUGCCGCUGACAUCAUCACCCAACGUCUCGGUCAGCAUCUGAAGCACAAAGAAUACCUGCGGUUCGUUGCGCUCCCGCGGUUAAGACGUGAUGUGCCUGACCAUCUCGUUCCUCACGCAAAUCUCGACAAACAUCAUAAUGGGCUCAGGCUGCCCUCACUUGCCGACCUCAGGGCCUACAAGGUCGUAGUAACUACUUGGCAGGAUGCAGCUGCGUUGGCCAUGGCAAGGUAUACGAACGAAGAAAUCUUCAAGUUUGACUACGGUCACAUAAACCCACCAGGAGCCGUAAAACAGAGGAUCGAGCUUCACUGGGAUGCGCUCUUUAUAGACGACGCCGCGCAACUCACAGAGCCCGACACCGCAAUUCCCUUCAGCGUGGUUAUGCCGCCCAAGUGGAUAGCAGACAUCAUGUCCAACCCCAUCUUCGUAAUGGCAGGCGAUCAAACCGAGCACGCAACACGCGCCAUGUCCGACGACCUGAAAGUCAGUCUCUUCCGCCGACUGGCCGAACGAGAUGGCACAAAGGUCAUCCGCUUGGCCGACAAUCCCGAGUGGGAAGCCCUGUUCGAAGGUCUACACCAGCCCAUAUACUAA